Metschnikowia bicuspidata var. bicuspidata NRRL YB-4993 is the source of this 1134-nucleotide messenger RNA. Its product is annotated as acid protease. Gene Ontology annotation, biological process: proteolysis. The record is from RefSeq and is a predicted model, not a curated record. Bases 1 to 1134 code for a protein of 377 amino acids. Gene Ontology annotation, molecular function: aspartic-type endopeptidase activity. Lineage: Eukaryota; Fungi; Ascomycota; Pichiomycetes; Serinales; Metschnikowiaceae. The transcript has a single exon.
AUGACCAGAUUAUUAAGUUUACUAUGCCUUUCAGCUUCUGUUUUCGGCUACUCAAUUAGUGAAAUUGAGAAGCCAGAAGCGCCCGCACCAUUGAAAUUUGAUUUCAGCAUUGAAAAAAAAAUCGGAGACCUUAGUGCCCGGGACUUCUGGACACAGAAUGGAAAACGUAAAAACAAAAGGGACGAAGUUGCUGUGCUGAUCCAUAAUGUUCAAGAUAUCUACUACAUGUUGAAUGUAUACUUGGGGUCAAACAAGCAGUCCAACUAUGUGGUGAUCGAUACUGGCUCCUCUGAUUUAUGGGUGCCUUCUUCAGGAUAUGAUGCAAAAACUUCUACAACAUCAGAAGACACCGACAUACCAUUCGGCAUUAUGUAUAUUGACGGCAGUGUGGCUCAGGGAGAAUACUACAAGGACAGCUUCCUGUUUGGAACGUCAGAGUCUAUACUUGAUAGUUUUCAAUUUGCUUUAUCAAAUGCAAGUGGCCCAGGAAUAUUAGGAAUAGGAAACAAGGCCCAGGAGGUUGCCACUCUGAAGUACGAUAAUUUUCCUUGGGCUUUACAAAAUGCUGGAAUCACCCCAAAAGCAUCAUACUCUUUGUAUUUGAACCCCAAUAGUGAUUCAGGCGUGGUUAUUUUUGGUGGUAUCGAUACAGAGAAGUACGAUGGCUGCUUAUCAAAGUAUCCCGUUUACGAUAGUGGAAACGACUUGUCCAUAAAUGUAGAGAGCGUUUACAUGGGAGAAAAAGAAAUAGAGAUAAAUUCUCCGUAUUCCAUUGAUUCUGGUACUUCGUUGGGACUUGUGGGACAGGAAUUGAUGGACGAGCUUGAUAUCAUUUUUGACGCCACCGUUGUGGAGAUGGAUGGAACUUCAUACAGAGUGAUAAGUUGUACACAGCCUGAUGACCAGUAUGUGGUUUUCAAUUUUGGCGCCAAUGAGAUCCUGAUAUCUUACGCAGACUUGGUCUUAAAGAAUGACGAUGAUAGCUGUAUUUUGGGCCUUGCAUACUUUGAAGGUUACCAGGUUUUGGGAGAUGUGUUUAUGAAGCAUGCAUAUGUCUAUUUUGAUCUCACAGAUCAGACAAUUGCACUCGCUCAGGCAGUUUCAUCAGAAAAAUCAAAUAUCAUUACUGCUUGA